UCCGAAGCUUUUUUGUCAUCCAUUUUCCUUCAUUUUCUCGCUUCCUUUUCUUCACUCCGUCAAAUUCCACCAAAUAAUCUCCUCUUCCUCCUCUCUAAUCCCCGAACAAACUUGAUCCUUGUCCGAAACUCAGAUCCGAAAAUCCCUUUCCGGGAAGGAAUGUGUUUUGUGAGCUUUUCUGCCUGAUUUGUGGAUUUAAUGGAAUUUUCGAUCAUUUCCAUUGGAUUCCAUGGUGUGGAUCAGAGGUUGUAUUUGAUGAUUUGAAUCCCGAGAUUAAUCGAGGCGGUACCUGGAUUGGGAACGGGAUUGUCCGGCGGGGAAGCAUUUUUGUGCCAUUUUCUUUUGUGAUGGGCUAAGUUCUGAGCUGAUUCGUAUAUAUAGGCGCGAGUUUGGUGGAUUAGUAAAUUAGGUGAUGGAGCAUAUUGUAGGUGGGAAGUUUAAGCUUGGGAGGAAGAUCGGAAGCGGAUCAUUUGGCGAGCUUUAUUUGGGAACCAAUGUGCAAACGGGAGAGGAAGUGGCUGUCAAGCUGGAAUCUUCAAAAACCAAGCACCCUCAGCUUCACUAUGAGUCAAAAUUAUACAUGCUUCUUCAAGGAGGAACUGGUGUCCCCCAUCUCAAAUGGUUUGGAGUUGAGGGUGAUUACAAUGUCAUGGUUAUUGAUCUUCUUGGGCCAAGCCUAGAAGACUUGUUCAACUACUGUAAUCGGAAACUGUCCUUGAAGUCGGUUUUGAUGCUUGCAGAUCAGUUGUUAAACAGAGUUGAAUAUAUGCAUUCACGUGGUUUCCUUCAUCGUGACAUAAAGCCGGACAAUUUUCUAAUGGGCUUGGGGCGAAAGGCUAACCAGGUAUACAUCAUUGACUAUGGUCUUGCAAAAAAGUACAGAGAUCUUCAGACACACAAGCAUAUACCAUACAGAGAAAAUAAGAAUCUCACCGGAACAGCUCGCUAUGCAAGUGUCAAUACUCAUCUUGGAGUUGGUGAGGCAAUCUUCUUCUUCGUCGUCUUUUUUAUACUUUUUUUUUUUUUUUUUUUUUUUUUUUUUUUUUUUUUUNGGGAUGAUUUAGAAUCACUGGGCUAUGUGCUCAUGUAUUUUCUAAGGGGAAGCCUUCCUUGGCAAGGGCUGAAGGCAGGGACUAAAAAGCAAAAAUAUGACAAGAUCAGUGAAAAGAAGAUGCUUACUCCAGUAGAGGUUCUCUGCAAGUCAUUUCCCUCAGAAUUUACAUCCUACUUCCACUAUUGUCGAUCACUGAGGUUUGAAGACAAACCUGACUAUUCGUAUCUGAAGAGAUUAUUCCGAGACCUUUUCAUCCGCGAAGGAUAUCAAUUUGACUAUGUAUUUGACUGGACUAUAUUGAAAUAUCCACAGAUUGGCUCCAGUUCAAAAUCACGACCUAGUGGAAAACCAGGUCUCAGCCCCGGACCAUCUGCUGAAAGAGUGGAAAAGCAUCCAGUGGGCCAAGAUAUCCGAGACAAUAGAUUCUCCGGUGGAGCUGAGGCAUUCGCAAGAAGGAACGCCAGUGGGCAUGGUUUGCAUGGUGAUCAUUCCAGACACAGAUCAUCUGAUGAUGUACCGUCUUCCAAGGAUGUGCAAGUUGAUUCAGAAAGGGUCCGCAGUAGUUAUAGGAAUGGAAGCAUCUCGAAGAGGCCUGUUUUAUCGAGCAGUCGACCAAGCUCCUCUGGGGAGCCUAGUGAAAUCCGAUCAAGUCGGCUGGUGUCAACAAGUAGUCGCCUAUCUGGAGGCCAAAGGGUUCAACCUGGUUUCGAGUCGAAAACAACAAACUUUACCCGUUCGUCAACUACAAAAGGUGGUCGUGAUGAUACACUCCGGAGCUUCGAGAUGUUGUCUAUUGGAACUGGGAAGAGGAAAUGAAAGAAAACAGAUGAAUCUUGGUAUAACUAGUGACGGUGUGAAUGGUCAAAACAUAACAACACCCUAUGUAUCUUCUUCUGUAAAAUGCUCCCAGCUCCUACGGUAUGUAUGUUAUAUGAUUUGAACCUUGUAUAUGUGUAUCGAUCAUCGGUUGGCUCGGUUCAUCCACACGUUACAAAAUCUAAUGAAAUUUGCUCUGCAAAAACACUGUUGGAAGCAAAACCUCCAUGGAUUUUCUUGAUUACAAUGGUGCUUGUUCUUGUUUGGUUCUAGGAAGUUGUUAAUAAUACAUUUGAGACAGUUACUCCAA
Molecule: messenger RNA, 2180 nt
Organism: Cucurbita pepo subsp. pepo (vegetable marrow)
Lineage: Eukaryota; Viridiplantae; Streptophyta; Magnoliopsida; Cucurbitales; Cucurbitaceae
Source: RefSeq, a predicted model, not a curated record